Nylanderia fulva is the source of this 912-nucleotide messenger RNA. Lineage: Eukaryota; Metazoa; Arthropoda; Insecta; Hymenoptera; Formicidae. The record is from RefSeq and is a predicted model, not a curated record.
AUGCCGAUAUCGGACGGAAACAAAUAUUGUUUGACCUGCAUCGACCGAUUCACGCGCUGGCCGGAGGCGUUUUCCAUGGAGAACCAGGAGGCAGAAACAGUUGCGAGGACGUUCUACCACGGCUGGAUAAGCAGAUUCGGCGUGCCGUUGAGGAUAACAACCAACCAGGGACGGCAAUUCGAGGCGCACCUCUUCAAGGAGUUGAGCGGAUUGCUAGGAUCUAACCACCUGAGGACGACUGCCUAUCACCCCCAGGCCAACGGCAUGGUAGAACGAUGGCACCGCCAAUUAAAAGCAUCGAUCAAGUGCCAUCAGAAGGACCGGUGGACGGAUGUGCUGCCGACAGUUCUGAUGGGCAUAAGAGCGGCGUGGAAGGACGAUCUGCAGGCAACGACGGCCGAGCUGGUGUAUGGAGAGGCGCUCAGACUGCCAGGACAAUUCUUAAAUAAGCAGUCCGGCGAGGAGAGAGACGCCAGCAAUUUCGUCAAGGAGUUGCGACGUCAUUUCGAGGAGGUCCGGCCGGUCGAAAUCACGCAGCACGGAGAACGACGCCCGUUUGUAUUUAAGCAGCUGGGAACCACGGAGAGUGUGUUUGUUCGGCACGACGGGCCGAAAACACAAUUGCAAAUGCCGUACGAUGGGCCCUACACGGUGGUUCGACGAGGAGAGAAAACCUUUGUCGUGCGUAUGCACGGGAAAGAGCAAACGAUAUCCAUCGAUCGUUUAAAACCAGCAUAUUUGAUUACAGAGAAACAGAAUGACGAAGCGUCGCCGACGGCAAGGACUCCUGGAGACAGAGAGACGAGACUGGACCCGGAGCAGCCAAAUGAGGCGCAACCAGCGAGUGAAGGACGAGACACACGAACAAGAAGCGGUCGAAGGGUCCAAUUCCCGGAUCGAUAUACAAUGUAA